Akanthomyces muscarius is the source of this 1395-nucleotide messenger RNA. RefSeq lists its product as uncharacterized. Gene Ontology annotation, molecular function: triacylglycerol lipase activity. Gene Ontology annotation, biological process: lipid catabolic process. NCBI's taxonomy places the organism in Eukaryota, Fungi, Ascomycota, Sordariomycetes, Hypocreales, Cordycipitaceae. The coding region runs from base 1 to 1395 and encodes 464 amino acids. The record is from RefSeq and is a predicted model, not a curated record. The transcript has a single exon.
AUGGUCCUCAUCUUGCCCCCGGCGUGGGCGGCGCUUACAGCACUGGUCUCUCUUGUUGCUGCAGCCCCGCCUAUGCCCGCCGAGCUCCAUGAUCGCGCCACAACCGUUCGGCCGAGCGAUGACCCAUUUUACCAUGUCCCUGAUGGGCUCCAAAAUAUAGCACCUGGUACUAUAUUGAAGCAUCGCCCGCCUCCUGCCAAGAUUGCAGCUUUUGGAUUCGACCCGCUCAAUCUGGACGCGACGUACCAGAUCUUGUAUCGAACCACGGACAGCCUUGGCAACGCAACCGCCACUGUGCUAACGAUGCUGGUGCCCCAUAAUGCGGACAUGACAAAGUUACUCUCUUACCAAGUCGCAGAAGACGCUGCCGAUAUAAAUUGCGCGCCGUCGUAUGCGUUUCAAUUUGAGCACGCCACAGGCCCCGACAAGGGUACCAUGACCACCGAGGCGGAGCUUCUUCUCGUGGAGGGUGCCUUGGAACAAGGCUGGGUUGUCAUUGCGCCGGACUUUCUGGGACCAAGCGCAGCAUUUCUUGCAAACAAGCUCGCUGGCCACUCUGUCCUCGAUGGAAUCAGAGCUGCUAUCAAUUCAGACUCCUUCACUGGUAUCAGCAAGAAUCCCACAGUGACCAUGUGGGGAUACUCUGGUGGCAGCUUGGCUUCAAUGUGGGCUGCAGAGCUGCAACCCUCAUAUGCCCCCGAGCUUGUCAUUGCCGGCGCAGCUGUAGGCGGAACGGUCCCCAACAUCACAUCCGUGGUUUCUUCAAUCAAUGGCAAAGCUCACGCUGGGCUCAUUCCCACUGGUGUCGUGGGACUGAUGCACCAGUAUGCAGAGCUUCGGCCCGUUGUGGAGCAACAUCUUCUUCCACAGUACCGGGAAAAGUUUUACUCUGUCGGCAAUCAGUGUCUCGAUGCUGAUGCUAAGGAGUUCGAGAAUCAGGACAUCAUCGGCAUGUUUGAUGACAGAAAUCUCGUCUAUACAAACCCUACUGCUGUCAGGAUUAUUACUGAGAAUGCUCUGGGGCGCGGCGACACACCAAGAAUUCCCAUGUUUGUCUACAAGUCUGUUGCAGACGAAAUCAGCCCGGUGGCGGAGACUGAUGCAUUGGUGGUCAAAUACUGUGCCAGCGGCGCGUCGAUCCAGUACCAGCGCGACCAGAAGUCAGACCACAGCAGUCUGGCGAUCCUGGCUGCCCCCAAGGCCCUUCAGUGGUUGAAGGAGACAAUGCAUGGGGCCCCUAGAAGCGGAUGUUCUACCAAGACUGUAUUUUCGUCCAUUCUUGACAUUGCUGCUCUCCAAGUUUUGCCCAAGUUUUUGCUGGAUGCACUGCUCGAUUUAUUGGGUAAGCCAGUUGGGCCACUUGUUGCGCAAGUUCGCCUUUUGCUUGAUCUCUGA